Molecule: messenger RNA, 165 nt
Organism: Aplosporella prunicola CBS 121167
Lineage: Eukaryota; Fungi; Ascomycota; Dothideomycetes; Botryosphaeriales; Aplosporellaceae
Exons: 1
Coding region: 1-165 (54 amino acids)
Cellular component (GO): oligosaccharyltransferase complex
Source: RefSeq, a predicted model, not a curated record
AUGAUCUCCGACACGUCCCUCUACACGCUCGCCAUCUUCUUGGGCAGCGCCGCUAUGCUCAUGAUCGUCGUCUACCACUUCCUCGAAGUCAACGCGCAAGAUUCCGAGACUCUGUCUGAGAAGCGCAGAGCCGACGCCAUACCCGCUGCAAAGGCCAAGAACUAG